Triticum aestivum (bread wheat) is the source of this 1820-nucleotide messenger RNA. RefSeq lists its product as uncharacterized. The transcript is spliced from 5 exons. The record is from RefSeq and is a predicted model, not a curated record. Lineage: Eukaryota; Viridiplantae; Streptophyta; Magnoliopsida; Poales; Poaceae. Bases 335 to 1195 code for a protein of 286 amino acids.
UCGCCGCCGCCCUCCAGAUCCCUUCGCCUCCGCCCGGCGCCGCCAGCCCCCGACCUCCUCCCCGGCUCCCGGCGCCGCCCGCCCCCCACAUCUCACCUCCCAGGUAAAAAAACCCGCCGCCCCUCCUCUCGAUCCACCCCCUCCCGCUGCGACCUCUCUCUUCCCUCGUCUCCCGCUCCACCGCCGCCGCCCCAUCUCCCGCUCCGCCGUCGCCCUGCCUGAUGGCACAAGGGAAACCCUAGAUCACGCGCUCCGCCACCCUAUCUCCCUGCCCUUCGUCUCGCCGUCGCCGGAGGAGCGGCCGGCGAAGCCCGCGUCACCUCCAAGGAAGGCGAUGGUGGGGCCCUUCGUCCGUUUUCGUAGGCCAUGGCUGCCUGAGCGGCCCGGAGGAUGGACUGCGCGGUGUCUGCGCGUAGAGGUGCGGCGUAUCCCGUGCAGGCGAGCUCGUCGCAGCGUGCGGGAGGGCGUGGCGCCGUGGCUGUGUGGUGGAGGGCGCCGUGGAGCAGGGCGUCGAUCUGGAGGGCGUGGGCCGGAGCGCCCGUGCUCCGGGCCGCAAGGAGGCUCACGGGCACGUCGCCGACGUGCGGCGCAGGGCGCCAGAGUAUGCGGCCUCGGCCGUUGGUCUAGCGGCGGGCCAGCCAGAUCUGGCUGUCUGUGGAGGCGGGUGUCCCUGCUGAUGGCGCUGCUGGCCUCCAGAGGGCGGGCGUUCUUGGACGUGCUCCUUGGCGCGGCUGUGCGGGGCGUGCGGCUGGUGCGACUGUACGUGAGGGCUGGCGCGGAUCUGGGCAUGGCAGCGCGAAGUGGCCGUUUCUCUAGCUCGAUCUGCUGCUACGGUGUCCAGGCGGCCGGAAGGAGAUGGUCGGUGGUUGGAGGGGCUGUAGGCGCGCUGGUCUUACACGGUGAGAGUUGGCGAGGUGGGCUACAGGGUCCACUGGUUGGAUGGUUAAGGUUGCCGGCGAAAGCUGAACUCCGGCAGUGGCCGGAGUUGUCGAUGGCGGCACCGGCAGGCCGUUUCCUUGCUGAAGCUUGCUUGCUUUGUACUGUAUUGCGCAGCAGCCAGACAUGCCCAUCCGGCCGGAAAGGAAUCGGCAAGCUGCAGAUUGAUCAAGCUAAGGUGCUCGAAGUAAUGAGUUUGCUGCUGCUUCAAGGUUGGAAGAAACAUUCAACUUCUACCAUACUACCAGUCCUGAUGUAGCUAAGCUUUUCCACAUUGACCCUGCACCCAGGUGCACCUCUGUAGUCUUGCUGAAGAAAGAGGAGGAGAAGUUAAACGUAUAAGGUGUCAUGGCUGGAGGCCACAUGGACCCCACCUCCGCCGCAGGGGUGAUGUGUAUUUCCUCUUGCUUCACCGCCUUAUAGCCAAGCAGACCAGGAGUGACCUCCUCUCCUACUACACCAGCGGCCUUCACUGGCUCUGGAGACAUGCUGGCCAUUGACGCUCCGACGCCGAUGAGUAAUCAGUUCCAUCAUUGACAUAUAACCUGACAAGUUGUUGGGCAGGAUGGGUUCCGUUGGCGUUGUAGUCCAGACACAAUAAUUCUUUGAAGCAGCGCCGUAGUGGAAUGAUGUAAAAAAAGUGUGAUGUGCCACAAUUUGGAUGAAAUGAUUUCUAGCUGCUAUGAGGAACGAAGCUUAAUCGGUGACUGCACUCUUUUUAACCAAGCUUCAGUCUAAGGUAAAUGAUACCACAUAUUAUGCCUCCUCUUUUUAAUCUUCUAUUUCUCAUGCUGAAGUGUUGCUAUUAAUACUUGUAUGUUAAUUUAGCUUUUUGAAUCUUCCUGUUUGGUUUAGUAAUUAUUUGGGAGAUAAUCACUUUGGGG